This is a messenger RNA of Oncorhynchus tshawytscha (Chinook salmon), 4515 nucleotides long. RefSeq names its product heme-binding protein 1. The record is from RefSeq and is a predicted model, not a curated record. The transcript has 5 exons. Bases 422 to 1264 code for a protein of 280 amino acids. NCBI's taxonomy places the organism in Eukaryota, Metazoa, Chordata, Actinopteri, Salmoniformes, Salmonidae.
AGGAAAGUUCGCAUCCCGUAUUGCGGUGGGAGGAGUGGCCCGGUGUCGGUUAUGUCUUAUAAACAUCAAGUUCAUUACAGUCCACGGAACACGUCGCGCAUGGACUUGCUAGGUAUUUGGUUUGCCGUCUUCGAUGAGUUAACAGUUAUAUACAGGUUUGAAAUGGUUUCUGUAAAUAUAAUAUAGGUUGCACAGUUGUAUAAGGAAAAGAACAUGGCUUAAUGCGUCGGAAUAAACGUCAAGAUCAGAGCAGAAAUGGCCCUAAAGUUUUCCUAAUUCGAAUUUUUACCUGAGUCAGAAUUUACCGCAACGCUCUCUGAACUACCACCAACAGCGGUCUUUAUUUAGACAACAGUAGUCCUACUGUACACAUUUGCUUUGGAGUACUUUUAUAUCUAGAUAGCUGUUCCAAGAGUGGAGAAUGGAGACAGGUAAUUGUCGUAUGAAUGGCGGUGGGGGACUUGACGGUAUCGGUGGAGGCGGCGACGAUUCCUCAAAUGGUAUGAUCACGCUAGAGGACCUGGAAUCUUUUUCGGAAGACCAGCUGUCAGAUUCGGGCACUGGGAGUCUGGAAGAGGCGGGUGAGACGAUCGAGGACGAAGAGCAACAAGACGGAUUGCUGCGCUACUGGCAGGACGCCGCACGGGGACACCAAGUGGAAGUGCCUCGAGACAUGGCUGAGCCCAUCCAGCAGAUUACCAGCAACAACAACGGCCAACACGACCGGGAGCACGUGCCCUUCACCCUCAUCGCGCGUAAGGAAAAGUGUGGAGACAUGCUCUAUGAGAAGAGACACUAUGAGAAGGCCCACUGGGCGUGUAUCACGGUUCAUGAGGACACCUACGAGCAGAGCAUCUGUUACGGCUUCAUGAAACUCAUGAGAUACAUCUGCCAGCAGAACUCCUCAGGUAGCUAUCUGGGUAUGACCAUCCCUAUCCUGACUGUGAUCCGUACGGACGAGAACCACUCGGUCUUAUCCAGGGACGUCACUGUGGCCUACUACCUGCCCACAGAAUACCAAGUCCAGCCACCUCUGCCUUCUGACACUGAAAUAAGCAUUGAGGAAUGGCCUGCCACCAUUGUAUACACAAGGUCCUUCACUGGCGCCACAAACGAGGUGACCAUCAUUAAUGAGAUCAACGCCAUGGCGGAAAUGCUGGACUCCCCUGCCAUGCAUGUGAAUGACUCGUUCAUCGUGGCCGGCUACACCAACCCUGCGGUGGCGAACCGACAGAAUGAGAUUUGGUUCCUGGAGCGGCCUUGAGGGUCAGCCUAACCUUGGCCCAUCCUCCUAAACCUGACCCACCCAACACCCCCGUCCUCAUCCCAUCCUACUGAUUCACCCCUUCCUGCUCUAGAGAGAAGAGACAUAGGGGCUUUGCUGAAAAGGGCCUUUAUUACUAGUCCUGUGCGAGGCUGCAUCCUUUGGGUCCAUGAACACCUUUACGAUAGGGCAUCUAGUCUAGAUAUUUUACUCUGCUGUUUUCCUCACAUAGUUGGGGCUUGACAUUCACUUCUUCUAGUCACUUGUCAUUCGGACAAGUAGGACAGAUUUUUCUUGUACUUGUCCCCCCCCCCAAAAUGGCCCGCAACACUAUUUUUUACAUCAUUGUAUGAUGCAAGGAACCACUUUACAAAAUAAAAUGGAGAAUCAGACAAAAAUGUAGGAAACCAUCUAUUGGCUUCUUUGCCUGUCUCAAAAUACAACACUGCCCCUUUUUAAGGCUCUCCUGGAGGAUAGUUGGCCACCCUUAGCCUAUAAAAUAUUGCAACGUUACAACUACAACCAAAUACUUUGUCUUCAUAAAAAUAACUCCCUUUGCCAAUAAGGUAGACUACGUCAAAGCAAAGUAACUAACAAAUAUGGGAUAUCUUUUGACCCCGUGUGAGUUAUUUGUCAAUGAGGCUAUUCUAAUAAUAUUUUGAACAUUGUCAGAAUGACAUGGCCAAUGUUUAAUAGAGGGGGGAAUCCCAGCUCACCAACUGUCAGAUGUAUUUCUCACAAUGUUGAGCGCUUGAUAGGUUUUACAACAUGGUUAUGUAGCAUUGCUUUACUAAUGCACCCGUUCAUCAAUGUUGCACUGGAGUGCCGGUGACAUGACAUUAAUGCACGCUGAAUAGUUAGUUACAGAAAACUAGCCAGGCUAAACAAGAUGUUUUGAAUUGGCUAUGUAGUUUUAGUCUGUCUGUCGUUAUUAAAGGUUACCUCGCUGCUAUAAUGUCUGUCUGUCCAUGGGCCUGCUCACCCACGCAGGUGAUUCACACACCAUGACUUUUCCAGGAUUUUAAUGACCGUACCCUGUUUGCUGACCAAAAUGAGCUAUAACUGGGUAAAAAAUGUAAAAUAAACUAGCAAGGAAUAUCAACAAAUGUGCACGCUCGUGCCUGUCAAUGCAAUACAAUUCUACUCAGAUGCGAACAGUGCAAAACAUCGCAUACGGAAGACACUUGUUUGAUAGUGAUUUGUGAUAUUUUUUUACUUGUCCAUUCGGACAACAAAUCUAUAUUCUGCUUGCCCAACUUUUUAUUUUACUUGUCCUGGACAAGCGUUAAUGUUGAGCCCUGAUAGUCUUGACGACCUCCGAAGGGUGAGGAGUCAUGUGACGUUUACUUGAUGUUUUGUGAGAAGUGGAUGGAUAUUAGAGCCAUGCCUCUAGAGAGUUGGGCCAACUGUUAGGUUGUAAAAUAUCUUUCUAAUUCUAGAUAUUCAGUGACAUAGCGUUGUUUAAAUAUUCCCCAUGUCAUUUGAAUGGGGACAGCUAACAUGGCUGCCAUAGAAUGUUGAAUAUUGUUCUAAAUUCUAGACAGUGACAUGGUGUUUAGAUAUUCCCCAUGUCAUGUGGAUGGGGACAGCUAACAUGGCUGCCAUAGAAUGUUGAAUAUUGUUCUAAAUUCUAGACAGUGACAUGGUGUUUAGAUAUUCCCCAUGUCAUGUGGAUGGGGACAGCUAACAUGGCUGCCAUAGAAUGUUGGAAUAUUGUUCUAAAUUCUAGACAGUGACAUGGUGUUUAAAUAUUCCCCAUGUCAUGUGGAUGGGGACAGCUAACAUGGCUGCCAUAGAAUGUUAGUGUCAUGUAAAUGCAUCAAUGCAGAAACCUCAAUGUCCCAUCUCUCUAAAUACAUGGUUCUGGUGGAUCCUAAUUAUUGCGCCAGUCACACUGUAAACCUUGAAGAACUGGAAUCCUUACCAGGUUAUUAACAAUCCUGAACGAUAACUGCUAUUCCAGUCUGCUUUAGGGGGGGAUAAGUGCAGUCUUCACCAUGGUAACUACCACCGUUUAGACAAUUUAAUGCGAUAGGAGGGUGGAUUUAUUCGUUAUGAAGUGUAAGUAAAUUGUGUCACUCUGUGUCAAUGAAAAACACUGAACAUGACACAGACAAACACCGGAUAAAUUAAACAGCCAACAGUCUGAAUGUAUAAGCAUGGUGAGACAGAGAAAAUACGUAUUACUACAAACCAAAAUCACUUACCUUUUUGUUAUAUGACAAUCGAGCAGCUAUCUGCAGCGUACUACACUUUUCUAUGCUCUGAGAGUCAAUGCAUUCCUCAUUCUUAAAGCCAUGAUGUUCACAAACGACCUAAUUGUCUCUUUACCUAAUGUUCCUAUCCAGACAUUGUUGUGUGUCCGUGUGUGUGUACUAUUCGCAAGUUACCUGACACUGAUGACGAGAAACAAGUAACAUUGAAAACAGAGUAAAAGCAUGGAGCAGUGUGAUGGAGCUGCCUAUCAUAUACACAGUUAUAUUUGUUUAUCUGAGUAAGAAAAGUGAUUUAUUAGUCCACAGCAUUAGGGUUCUAUACCCCAUUUUAGCAAAAAUCCAUUAGAGCUCAAAAUAACAAGAGAUACUUAUCUUCCAAAUAUUUUGUAAUGAAACCAAUUACUAAAGAGGAUGAAUUUAGCAUAAGAAAAGUGAUGUAUCAUAAUCUAUUUUGUUGACUCAACAAUACAUAGGAAAGUUCAAGCUCUAUCAGUUGUUUUAAAGGAGAAUAGGCCAUUAUUGCUCAACACCGGGCUGUAUAUUGAAGUAGCUGUGACAACACCAGUCACAGUAUGUCAGGUAACUGUACUUUGCCAAAUAAUCACUGUGUAAAGUCGUUCAGGAGAUCAUCUUUCUCAUCGCCCUGUGCGGCUUAAUGACCAGUCAUAACCAUUAUUUGACCAUGUACCGUAUUCAGCAUCAUGUAAACAAACAGCAUCUCAAUCACUUAAAUCGCCAAGUCCAGUUUGAAAGUAGUACACAGAAACUGUCGUCCCCAUGACUUCAUGAUCAGUGUAGUGAUAUAACGCGCGCCUUUUAACCGAAUUGUUUCAGUGGUGGUUAGUCUUAACUGUUUGGCCUCUGCAGCUUUUUACACUUUAGGUUAGUUGUUUUCCUGCCCGUAAUCAGCGCUGACGUAGGAUGUAACGUUAGUUCUAAAUGUGAUGUAGACACCACGUAGGAUGUAACGUUAGUUCUAAAUGUGAUGUAGACACCACGUAGGAUGUAACGUUAGUUCUAAAUGUGAUGUAGACA